AUGUCGACACCGAUGGCGCCCGCCUCGCGGAGGCCGAAACUCUCCCUCAGCAUCAAGCCUACCACAGGCCCCAAGCCGAGAUCGUCCAAGACGCUCACCGUCGUGGAUCCCAAGUCUCCAACGGCCUUCAACACACUGUCCAAUGUCUAUGUCACCGCCAUCGAGCGCUCGACUCCCGUCACUGCCAUCAACACUCAUCAGACACCCCAGCUCCACAUUCACACCGGCAUGAGUGACCUCAAGGGUCACCAGCGACGUAUCCAAACCCCGUAUGCUGCUUCCUAUCCCGAGACACCCCUGACGGCGAAUCCCUCUUCGCCAUCUGCCAUGGAGGCCUUCUUCCCCAGCAUCAUGACGGCGACGCCCCCGCUAUCGGCUGGGCCCGUCGAGCCCACUGACCCCAAGGUCUUCACCUUUGGAACGACAGAGGCGCCGAGUCUCUCCAUCAUCUCAAUCACCACACAGAUCGAGCCGCGGACGCCCCGGAGGCGAGCCACGCUCUCCGGCUCAUCCGCACCAUGGCUCAAGCCUCCUUACUCGCACCCUCGGUCCCUUCACAGCAUUCUCCGAAACUCACCAUUGCCACCUCCCACGGCACAAACCCCAAUGUCGCCUAGGCGGCAGUCUCUUCGGCUCCAAGAGAAAGCUGCUCGCCGUGUGGCCUACAACAGCCCCAUUGAACAGACCAUUAUCACGAACAAGUACACCAAGUCGCACAUUGACCUGCUCAUCGAUGACAUUUCGCCUCGGUCCCCCGCCCUCCCCGGCCAGGAUCCAGACACGGUUCUCGACCUUGCCCUCGCCUUCACAAGCGACGAGACGCGCGACGGAGGCCAGACGCCAGGACCUUUUGAGGAGAUGCGCCGGCGCAUGGCCGGACUCGUAGCCACAACACCGACAGCACUGUCGCCGUCUGGACCUGGAGGUGUCCGUAAGCGGAGAAAGAAGGAGAAAAAACGGCGAUGGGUGUGGACGAUAGGGCAGGGCGAGGACGGCGACGAGGAAGUGGGCGGUGCCAUGGCGGCAAUGAGGGCCGUGGAGGCCAAGGCCGCCUCGGAGCCGCCGCCGCCGAUCACGAUACCGUCGCGGGGGGUGCAGUGUCUGAUGGAGGAUCUGCCGACGCCCAGCGUGGAGACAUUUGAUGAGUGCGAGGACGUCGAGAUGGCCGACUCGAGCAGUGCCGUGUCAGACAGUCGAGGCGUGACACCCGGUGAUGGAGAUCUGGACCUGAAGACGCCGACGUUGACGAGAAAGGGUGGCGAGGGGGUGGUAGCCAGGAGGAGCGUCGACCGGCUCGGGUCGGUGGACCUGUUCAACCCAGAGACAGGCAGCCGGAGGGAUACGCCGGUGCCGCCGGACAUGAUGGUCACAUGA
Verticillium dahliae VdLs.17 is the source of this 1374-nucleotide messenger RNA. RefSeq lists its product as uncharacterized. Lineage: Eukaryota; Fungi; Ascomycota; Sordariomycetes; Glomerellales; Plectosphaerellaceae. The transcript has a single exon. The record is from RefSeq and is a predicted model, not a curated record. Bases 1 to 1374 code for a protein of 457 amino acids.